Spea bombifrons (plains spadefoot toad) is the source of this 2073-nucleotide messenger RNA. RefSeq names its product parathyroid hormone 1 receptor (gene PTH1R). Gene Ontology annotation, biological process: adenylate cyclase-activating G protein-coupled receptor signaling pathway; intracellular calcium ion homeostasis; cell surface receptor signaling pathway. The record is from RefSeq and is a predicted model, not a curated record. Bases 22 to 1638 code for a protein of 538 amino acids. Gene Ontology annotation, cellular component: plasma membrane. The transcript is spliced from 13 exons. Lineage: Eukaryota; Metazoa; Chordata; Amphibia; Anura; Pelobatidae. Gene Ontology annotation, molecular function: G protein-coupled peptide receptor activity; peptide hormone binding; parathyroid hormone receptor activity.
CGGCUGCAGUUCCAGUUGGAUAUGGGAUCUUCCCUGCUGUCCUCCAGCCUGUGUAUAGCUCUGUGUUCCUCCCUGCUGAGCGCUGUCUAUGCCAUGGUGGAUGCAGAUGAUGUCAUCACCAAGGAAGAACAAAUUUUCCUGUUACUGAAAGCCAAAGCAAGGUGCGAAAGACAUAUAAGCUCCAAAGUGCCCAAACAACACGAUGGAUUCUGUCUCUCCGAGUGGGACGGCGUCGUCUGUUGGCCGGAGGGAAGGCCGGGAAACGUGGUGUCCGUCCCGUGCCCCGAGUACAUCUAUGACUUCAACCACAAAGGCCAUGCCUAUCGCCGGUGUGACAUGAACGGAAGCUGGGAGCUGGUGCCCGGUAACAACCGCACCUGGGCGAAUUAUUCCGAGUGCGCCAAGUACCUCUCCAACGACACCAGGGAACGGGAAGUCUUUGACCGUCUUUAUUUGAUCUAUACGGUGGGAUAUUCCAUCUCGCUGGGCUCGCUAACCGUGGCCGUCCUGAUUCUGGGAUACUUCAGGAGGCUGCACUGCACCAGAAACUACAUCCACAUGCAUCUGUUCGUGUCCUUCAUGCUGAGAGCCGUCAGCAUCUUCGUGAAGGACGCCGUCCUGUAUUCCGGAUCGGCUCUCGAAGAGAUGGAGCGGAUAUCCGAAGAAGACUUUAAGUCAAUCACUGAGGUCCCUCCGGCAGACAAGGCGCAGUUUGUGGGAUGUAAAGUUGCUGUCACUUUCUUCCUCUACUUCCUGGCCACCAAUUACUACUGGAUUCUGGUGGAAGGCCUCUAUCUGCACAGCCUCAUAUUCAUGGCUUUUUUCUCCGACAAAAAGUAUCUCUGGGGAUUCACACUCUUUGGCUGGGGGCUGCCUGCUGUAUUCGUGACCAUAUGGGCCAGGGAAAGGGCAACAGUUGCGGAUACAGAGUGCUGGGAUCUAAGUGCCGGUUAUUUAAAGUGGAUCGUGCAGUUUCCUAUCCUGGCUGCUAUUUUGGUUAAUUUUGGUCUUUUUUUAAAUAUUGUAAGAGUUCUAGCGACCAAAUUAAGAGAAACGAAUGCGGGGAGAUGUGACGCCCGACAACAGUACAGGAAGCUGCUGAAAUCGACCCUCGUACUGAUGCCACUUUUCGGCGUUCACUAUAUCGUAUUCAUGGCUCUGCCGUAUACCGAUGUGUCGGGGGUUCUCUGGCAGAUUCAGAUGCAUUACGAGAUGCUCUUUAACUCCUUCCAGGGUUUUUUCGUGGCUAUUAUCUACUGCUUCUGCAACGGAGAGGUACAAGCGGAGAUCAAGAAAUCCUGGAGCCGGUGGACGCUGGCCCUUGACUUUAAACGCAAAGCCAGGAGCGGCAGCACCACGUAUAGCUACGGACCAAUGGUCUCGCACACGAGUAUCACCAACGUAACCACGAGGGGGCCCCUCGCCUUGCACCUGAACACUAGACUCGUAUCGGCGGCCCUCAACGGCCACCGGAACUUGCCGGGCUACGUCAAAAACGGCUCCAUUUCGGAAAACUCCAUACCUUCCUCGGGACCAGAACAAUAUAACAAAGAUGAUGAAUACCUGAACGGGUCGGGGUUAUACGACGCAGAAAGACCCAACUCCGUGGUUGAGGAGGAGAGGGAAACCGUAAUGUAAAUAUUUUCAUGUUCCAAAGGACACGCGGAUCCUAUAAACAUGGCGGGAAAAGACGCGGCGUUAAAAAAAAAGAACGCGGCCGAAUAGGAGACUAACAAGAUCUCCGUCGGGCUGCCCGGGUGGGAAUAAAGCAGAAGAUAAUAACAGCUACUUUAAGGCCGUUUAUUGGAAGUAUCAGAGCACAAAAACACAAUUACCAAGAAAUUCUGUGCAUUCAAAGUAUAUAUAUAUUAUUUUUUUUAUAUAAUGUACCAUUGCAUUCAUUUCAACGACUGUUAAUAUAUAUAUUUUUUAAUUUAUUUUAUUAUUUUUUUUUGUAUUAUUUUGCAAGGCAGUUAGUUGUGAGUCCCGGAUUUUAAAACUUUUGUGUUUUUUUUUUUUUUUUGAAGUCCUGCAAGUCAGUCAUCCGUCAAAAUAGAUAAUUAUGAUUUUUUA